AUGAUCUCAUCUCUACAGCAGCUGCAUAGUGCAGCGAAGCAAACCCGUAACUUUGUAUCAAACUUCUACAUAUCUGACGAAGGCAACAGGAUCAUUAGGAUUUUAACCGGAACGGAAACAACUGUUUUAAAGCAAUAUACAUAAGUGUUGCUGCAUUUUUACACUGACGGGUCCUGGAAAACAAAAGGGGAAAACGCUUAGUAUUGUGUUCAUGCCAUCCAAUGGUUGACGGGGAGAGGAGAAAAGGGUCUUGACCUGACUGCAGUUUGGCGUCAUAACCGAAUUCAGUGGGCAAACUCUCACCUUUGAUGGCCACUGGCAUGCUGGAGAAGUGUGCACUUUACAGAUGAAUCCCGGUUUCAACUGUACCGGCAGAUGGCAGACAGCAUGUAUGCCGUUGUGUGGGUUGUAGCCAGUUGGAGUGAGAUGAGAGCCCAGUGGAGUAGCAGACACACUGAGCAUCCAGCCUAGCCAUGCCUUGCUGCUGAGUGCCCUGGUCACCAGCUCUGGCCUUGGCACCAUGACCAGUCUGAAGCGCCCACCCAUGGAGCGCAUCGUGGGGGGCUCUAUCCCAGCCAUCGACGAGUUCUACACCCGCCACCUCCGCCUGGCCAACGGAGGGGCACGUACAGACAGCGCCCACCCUCCAGGGGGCCCGGGGGUGCCUAAAAUGGGGGUACGGGCACGGGUUGCCGAGUGGCCCCCGAGGAAGGACCUGGGUGCUCUCUGGCAGGCUACCACAGAGCCAGAGUCCCCAGCCUUAGUCGGAGGUGGGCAGAGCCACCUGAAACUAGGUCACCUGAUGAGCCCCCAGGACGCAUCCAUGCUCCGCAGCAUCCACAACACACUGAAGAGUAAAACCCAGGGGGCCAGCUCCAGCCCAGACAGCCGUUACCUGUCCCCCACAGACUACAGAGUCCCCUCCCACAGAAACAUCCGCCGCAUCCGCCAGCGCAGCAACAGUGACAUCACCAUCAGUGAGCUGGACGAUGGCGGGGACAGUGGGGAUGAAUUGGGCCCCUCAGGGGCCAAGUGGUCCCCACUACACAGAGAGUAUGGCAGCACCUCCUCUAUAGACCAGCACGGGGUGCCAGGGGAGAGCUUCUUUGAGAUGCUGAAGGGCUACCAGGGGGACAAGCCUGACCAGCGCAGCCCUGCACCAGACAGACUAGAGGACUUGCUGACUGCUGGGCUCAAGCAGGCCUCCAUAGAACUACAUGAGGAGACUAGUGAGAGCCAGACAUCCAGCAGAGUCAAGGAGAGAGAGAAGCCCCCAAAGAGACGCUCCAAGUCAGAGACAGGGGGAGAGUCUAUAUUCCGUAAACUACGCAGCGUGAGGGGGGAGUCGGACUCACCACGGGCCGGCUCUGAUGCUGAAGACGGUCGGUCAGAGGACUGGGUAACCCCCCUCAAGCCAUGGGUGUGCCAGAGGGGCUUCUCCCACUACGACGUGCAGAGCAUGAUGUUUGACCUGAAUGAGGUGAUCCAGAGCAGGCAGAUGGCAGCGGGGAAGAGGAAGAACACCACCACAGGGGCGUCUGCUGCAGCUGCAGCCUCCAACACCUCCACUGUGUCCUCCACCCAGAGCCUGGCCUACAGCUCCCCCGCUGGCAGCCAGGAGGAGCUCAGUGCCGGGGCCAGGGACAGCCCCAGCAUGGGCACCGGGGACGAACAGAGCAACGAGAUGAUCCUCAGCUGCCCCUGCUUCCGCAAUGAGAUUGGGACCAACGGAAGGCGCACAGCGGGAGCCGGGCCCCCCAAACAGUGGAGUGGCGGCUCGGAGACCCUGGGAAGCGAGGGCAGUCAGUUUGAGUCGUCCCUCAGCUCCCACUGCACUAACGCUGGGGUUGCAGUGCUAGAGGGGCCCAAGGACAGCCCCAGUUCCCUCAGUGACAGAGGCAAACACUACAUCGUAGAGCAUGUAGACCUGGGAGCUUACUACUACAGGAAGUUCUUCUACCUUAGAGAACACUGGAACUACUUUGGAAUGGACGAGGCUCUGGGUCCGGUGGCUGUGAGUCUGCGCAGGGAGAAACAAGAGGAGCACAGAGAGCACGGCCAGCAGUACAACUACCGGGUCAUCUUCAGAACAUCAGAGUUGAUCACACUCCGGGGGUCUAUUCUGGAGGAUGCGGUGCCCUCGUCCUCUAAGCAUGGCACUACCCGCGGGCUGUCCCUGAAGGAGGUGUUGGAGCACCUGCUUCCAGAGCUGGAUGUGCCCUGCCUCCGCUUGGCCCUCAACACGCCCAAGGUCACAGAACAGCUGAUGAAACUGGAUGAGCAGGGGCUGAGUUUCCAGGUGAAGGUGGGGGUGAUGUACUGCAGAGCUGGGCAGAGCAGUGAGGAGGAGAUGUACAACAAUGAGACGGCGGGCCCUGCCCUGGAAGAGUUCCUACAGCUGCUGGGGGAGAGAGUCCGCCUCCAGGGCUUCACCAAGUACCGCGCCCAGCUUGACACCAAGACUGAUUCCACUGGCAGCCACUCCCUGUACACAGCCUACAGGGACUAUGAGAUCAUGUUCCACGUGUCUACCCUGCUGCCCUACACACCCAACAACAAACAACAGUUGCUGAGGAAGAGACACAUUGGAAAUGACAUCGUCACCAUCGUGUUCCAGGAGCCGGGAGCGCUACCCUUCACCCCCAAGACCAUCCGCUCCCACUUCCAACACGUGUUCAUCAUCGUCCGUGUGCACAGCCCCUGCUCCGACAAUACCUGCUAUAGCGUGGCUGUGACUCGUUCCCAGGACGUGCCCUCCUUUGGCCCUCCUAUCCCCAAGGGUGUGACCUUCCCCAAGUCCACUGUCUUCAGGGACUUCCUGCUGGCCAAGGUCAUCAACGCAGAGAACGCCGCCCACAAGUCUGAAAAGUUUGGUGCCAUGGCGACACGCACGCGACAGGAGUACCUGCGGGACCUGGCAGAGCGGCAUGUGACCAGCACGCCGGUGGAGCCCACGGGGAAAUUCCCCUUCAUCUCAUUGGCUCACAAGCGGAGAGAGAGGGUACGGCCGUACAGUGGGGCAGAGCUAAGGAGCCUAGGUGCAGUGACAUGGCCGGUGCAUGCGGAGGACCAGGUAGCCGGGGCGGAGAGGGAGUGUCUACUGGCCAUCUCCAACGAUUUCCUCAUCCUAUUGGAUCAGGAGGCGAAGGCUGUGGUCUUUAACUGUGCCACGCGUGACGUCAUUGGCUGGUCCUCUGGCAGCCCCGCCUCCAUGAAGAUCUACUAUGAGCGUGGGGAGAGUGUGUCGCUGCGCUCUAUCAACAACAACACAGAGGACUUCGGAGAGGUGGUGAAACGCCUGGAGCUCCUGUCAAAGGGCAGCCAGACCACAGAGAUGACCCUGAGGAGGAAUGGCCUGGGCCAGCUGGGCUUCCAUGUAAACUUUGAGGGUAUUGUGGCAGAGGUAGAGCCCUACGGGUACGCCUGGCAGGCGGGGCUGCGCCAGGGCAGCAGGCUAGUAGAGAUCUGUAAGGUUGCCGUGGCAUCGCUGUCCCACGAGCAGAUGAUCGAUCUCCUGAGGACCUCCGUCACCGUCAAGGUGGUCAUCAUUCCCCCGCACGAGGACUCCACCCCUCGCAGAGGCUGUUCAGAGCUGUACCACAUGCCCCUGGUGGACUAUAAGAACCACAAGGAGGGGAUGCCCUAUGAGUUUAAAUUCCCCUUCCGCAGCAACAACAAGUGGCCCCGCACCUCCUCCAGCCCACAGAGCCGCACCACAGCGGCCCUGGGGGGGACGCUCAUCAAGGCCCCGGCUUCAGAGUACCAGGAGCCGACCGGCGUCAUCCCCCGCAGUGUGUCCAGCGAUGGGCGCCCUCUCAACCCUAAAAGGUAUUCCCCAGGGAAUGAUAACUAUGCCCUGGCUUGUUCCAUCGUGAUGGGCCGCUCUCCACACACCCGCAAAGCCCCUACCAGUCUCUCCUACAUAGACACUGGGAGCGCAGGCUCCAACCACUGGAGACAGAAGUCCAUGCCAGACGGGUUUAACAACAAUACCCACCACUCCCCUGUGUCUGCUGAGCAUCAGGGAGUGGGAGAGGGGUCUAACGAGACCAAGCCUGCCACUGGAUGGCCCCUAGCGCUGGAAGGGGAGGUGGCCGACAGGGGGGCUGAUAGAGCAGACCCAGCUGUAUCCAAGGCAGUAACUCGUCUCCAGCAGCAGGAACAGGGGACACACCUGUCUCCCAACAAGAACAUCAAGGUGGAAGCUUCCUACUCCUCCAGCCAAUCAGGCAGCAACACACUGUCCAGUAAUGCCUCCAGCUCUGCCCACAGUGAUGAAAAGUGGUAUGAGAUUGGCUCCAGCAGGACAGGGGUACGGCCUGACUCAGAGCUCAACGGCUACCUACAGGGGGCAUCCACAGACAGCGGCAUUGAUGCUACCUCCUACGGGGCCACAGGGUGGGGUUCCAGAGCCAAAGAUCGCCUGGCCCAAGAGACCUCUCCUUCAGCCCCAGACUCCCCCGCCCCCCCAGGGAGCAGCGCAUACCCAGCCCAGAGCCCCCUUGUGUUCCCCCCAGCCCCGGACAGUGGCUCCUACACCCUCAGUGAUGCUGCGUCCCACUCCAGUACUCUGAGCUCGGGCCAGUCUGGCAGUCCCAUGGGUCCAGGCUGCAGUCCCAGCUCCUCCCAGGAGGAGUCAGCCCUUGCCACAUCCCCCACCUCUCAGACCUCCCUCUCCCCUGGAGGCCCCAAGAGCUUCUACCCCCGCCAGGGAGCCACCUCCAAGUACCUGAUUGGCUGGAGGAAGCCUGGAGGUACCAUCAACUCUGUGGACUUUGGCAAAACACGCAAACGUCACCAGAGUGAUGGGUUGCUGGGUGGCCAGCCCCAGCUCAGGGCUCAGCUCAGGGCCCAAUCCCCCCAGCGGGUCACCACGUCUAGCCUGCAGGAGGACCUGAAGAAACUCAUCACCCUAGACAGCCCCCCACCCUCCUCCCACGACCAAAAGCCCUCUUUCCCCGUCCCCCCUCCCAGCCGGCGCUCCUUGCAGAGGACCCUGUCAGAUGAGAGCAUCUACAGCGGGCAGCGGGAGCCCGCGUUCAGCGGGCACAGACAGACACCCAACGACCUGCUCUUCAGCUGCUCCACCAUACCCCGCUCGCCCACCGCCCGCCACGCGCCACCCCGACAACCCUCACACAAGUCUCUGGGUGAUCUAUGUGAGUCGUCCAGCCAGGACCAGGGGGGUAGGAGACAGCAGCUGGGGGACCCAUGCCUCAUGCCCCUGCCUAACUCUGGAGCUGACCGUGCUCUGGACUGGUCCAAUCUGGUGGAUGCUGCCAAGGCCUUUGAGGUGCAGAGACUGUUAUCCGUUAAUGAUGGGAGCACCAGCCCAGAGGUCACAGCCCCCAGCCCCCAGCAGGCCGAACCCCAGGCUUCCCCACAGAGAAACACCUCGCCUGGUGAGAGCCCAGCUUGUCUGAUGGAGAAGGUGAGCCAACUGGAAUCCAUGGUGAAGCUGCUGCAGGAUGAUCUAAAGAAGGAGAAGGAUGCCAAAGUGUCCUUGCAAGCCCAGAUACAGAGCCUGAGAGAGGACAACCAGCGGCUCCAGGAGGAGUCGUACAGCGCCUCGGCCAAGCUCAAGAAGUUCACAGAGUGGGUGUUCAACACCAUCGACAUGAACUGACUGAUCCAUGUGCUAUUGAGAGGAACAGCUGAACACACGUGACCACAACACACUCAAACUCAAACUGAUUCACACUAUGGGGGCUCAGAACCACAAGACUUGCUUCUUUGAUUUCUUCAUUAGAACUGAUAUUCUGCUAUUGACAUGGACCGAUUCACAGUGGAUGUAAAUGCUGUAUGAUCAACAUGAACUGUUGAUCCCAUCAUGAUCGGCCAUUAUUCUUCAACACAGUGGAUCUGUAGUACCACCACCACUAACGACUCAAUGAGAGGUGUUUUAAAGGAGGAGAUAGAGAGACAGAGAUGACCAGCAUGCAGUCCUUUCUUUAGGAUUUGCUGGCACUAUACUGUAAUGUCCCUGCAUGUCUGACAGAGAUGUAUUAACUUCCCUGGGCUAUGCUGUGGAACCUUCUCAUGUUGACCUUGUCCUUCAGAUCCUGCUCCUUCAUACUGUACUCCUCUCCACAGUGGAACAAAUUGUCCAUUGUAGGACAGUCGUGUGUUAUUUAAGACAAUCCCAGCAGGGAACAGUUCAGAAAUGUGUGUUGCAUUCAGUUCAUACACAUACUUUUACCUGUUUCUUAACAGGUUCACAGCACAUUUAAGAGAUUGCGAAAGUCCAAGUUGCAUAUUGAAGGUUUGAGUGACCAGCUGGUAUUUUGUUAGCAAUUUAUGGAAAAACACGACGGGGCUGUCGCUUGUCCCCAAGAAUUGAACUUGUCCCUUUCAGUACAAUUCUAGAAAGGAAAUGACAGGCAGUCUCUUGGCCUGUGUACUGUGUAUUGGAUAUAGUUUAAUAUUAGUACUAUUAUGGUCGAUGCCUCUCAGUGAUGCCUCUCCCAUUGAUCCUCCAUAAAGGGAUGUAAAACAUGUUAUAGGGGGUUAAGUAUACCUCACAUACAGUACUGUACAUGACUACAGCUAGUUAACUGAUGAAAAGUACUUAACUUGCCACGUAAAAAAAUAUACAAAUGAAAUAAUAUGGGUGCCAUAAUGACGAGAAUAAGCUUCAAAAUUCUUCAUCAACCAAAGCUGUUCAACAAUUUCUUUUGUAAAUAUAUAUGAGCAGAAAUGUUACCACUGCAAAACACCGUAUAUUGUUUUACCACUACACACUAUGACUCUGUGGACUGGGCUCAUUUCAGGAGGGUAAGAUGGGCUUACUGGAUACAGUAGUUCCAGAAUGUACUAUUGGUUAUUAUAUAAAAACAACUGGACUGACUGGGUGGAUGACUGGAAGACCAGGCGUACUGUUCAAUUCACUUCUAACUGAUGAUACUGAUUCUACUUGGUCUAUUUCAUUAUUGGUAUGGUCCCAUCCUCGCCUGCCUGCUGUAUUGGAUCCACAGUGCCACCUAGUGAUGAUAACAUGUCAUUACAUGGAAAUACGUUCUAUACCUGAUCCACAGCAUGUUACAAAGCCCCUGGUGCCACAUGUAUUUCAUCCUGUUCUACUCUCUGUCGAUGAAAUCAUGACAUAUAACGAUUUUUAUGUAAAUCCUGAAAUGCCAGCUACAGUCAUCGAAGUCUAUUAGUAAGUAACUUGGUAGACCCUCCACGGCUACAGUCAGUUGUACUAUUAAAACCCCCACGCUUCCCCUUUGGUUCCCAUUCUGUACAACCUGUAUAUAUAUAUCAAAGGAUUCUGACGCUCAUCAUAAUUUGCACCUUCCUUCUUGACAUGUAUUACAGCAUGUGAUGGUGUUUCCUUUGAGCUGUGAUGUGUAAAAAUGUUUAUAUCUAUUAAAGAUAUUUUGUUCAAUUGUA
Messenger RNA from Oncorhynchus masou masou (cherry salmon), 7392 nucleotides. Its product is annotated as signal-induced proliferation-associated 1-like protein 1. Gene Ontology annotation, cellular component: cytoplasm. Gene Ontology annotation, molecular function: protein binding; GTPase activator activity. The record is from RefSeq and is a predicted model, not a curated record. Gene Ontology annotation, biological process: activation of GTPase activity; regulation of small GTPase mediated signal transduction. Lineage: Eukaryota; Metazoa; Chordata; Actinopteri; Salmoniformes; Salmonidae.